CUGCGCAUCGAGACCAUGGCGAUAUGCAGGACUGUCUGACAGGUUACCAGAAAAAUAACCACCGAAAACGGGUCAACGCCCCAUAAUUACAAAGCUAGACUUGGAUAAAGUGUGAAAUAAAGAUGGGGUCUCGUAUCAAGGAAAGCCCCCAGUCCACUUUCGAGGUCUAUGUGGAAGUGACUCACCCCGGAACAGUAGGAACUGAUCCGGAGGUGCGGAGGCGAUUCCCAGAGGACUACAUCGACCAGGAAACUCUACAGACCGUCCCGAAGUUCUGCUUUCCAUUCAGUGCCGACAGUCUGUCGGUAAGUCAGGUCGGGCAGAACUUCACGUUUGUGCUGACGGACAUCGAGAGCAAGCAGCGGUUUGGCUUCUGCCGCCUCUCUUCAGGGGCACACAGCUGCUACUGCAUCCUCAGCUAUCUCCCAUGGUUUGAGGUGUUCUACAAGCUCCUGAACAUUCUCGCUGACUACUCAGUCAAAGCCCAGGAGAGCCAAUGGCGAGAGCUUCUAGAGUCGUUACACACACUCACCGUCCCUGAUCCUGGAGUGCCUGUUCAUCUCAGUGUGCAUUCCUACUUCACUGUGCCUGACACAAGGGGACUCCCAAGCAUACCUGAAAACAGAAACUUAACAGAGUAUUUUGUAGCCGUAGAUGUCAAUAACAUGCUUCAUCUGUAUGCUAGUAUGCUUUAUGAACGUCGAAUCCUCAUCUGCUGUAGCAAACUAAGCACUUUAACAGCUUGUGUUCAUGGGUCGGCGGCCAUGUUAUAUCCCAUGUACUGGCAACAUGUUUACAUUCCUGUUCUGCCUCAGCAUCUCAUAGACUACUGCUGUGCACCUAUGCCCUACCUCAUAGGAGUACAUUCCAGCCUCAUGGAGAAGGUGAGGGGGAUGGCCCUCGAUGAUGUUGUGGUCCUUAAUGUGGACACCAACACUCUGGAGACGCCCUUUGAUGACCUUCAAGGCCUUCCCAAUGAUGUGGUUUCGUCCUUGAAGAACCGUCUGAAAAAGGUUUCGACGACAACGGGAGAUGGAGUUGCACGAGCCUUCCUCAAAACCCAGGCAGCCCUGUUUGGCAGUUACAGGAAUGCUCUGCAGUUUGAACCAGGAGAGCCAAUAACGUUCAGCGAGGAGACCUUUGUGACCCAUCGCUCCAGUGCCAUGAAACAGUUUCUCCAGAAUGCCAUCCAGCUUCAGCUCUUUAAACAGUUUAUAGAUGGCCGUUUGGACCUGCUGAAUGCAGGAGAGGGCUUCAGUGAUGACUUUGAAGAGGAAAUCAACAUGGGCGAAUAUGCAGGAAGUGACAAGACCUACCACCAGUGGCUGUUCACUGUAAAGAAAGGAGGUGGUGCAAUCUUCAACACCGUAAGGACCAAGGCCAACCCAGCCAUGAAAACUGUCUACAAGUUUGCUAAAGACCAUGCCAAGAUGGGUAUCAAGGAAGUCAAGAGCAGGCUCAAACAAAAGGAGCUGACGGAGAACGGCUACUCGUCAGCAGCAGGCCCCGGGGGGGGGGACGGCACGGCCGGGUCGCCCCCCUCCACCACGGACAGGAAGGAGGCGUCCCACACCUGGGAUGAUCGGCGGCCCAUCACGGUGCACUUUGGACAGCCCAGGCCCCUCCGAGAGCCUCCCCCUCGGCCCCCCAGGCCCCCCCGGCCCCCCAGGCCCCCUCGGCCCCCUUCUCCCAAACUCCAGCGAGGCACCCGGCCCAUUCGUCCUCCAAAGCCUUUGGUAGUGAAGAGGCCUCGCAGCAACGUGGGUGCAGAGAACAGCCCUGAUCAUCCUGUUCGUCCUACGCGUCACUACACAGUCUUUCUGUCAGAAGACUCCUCUGGGGAUGAGCUACAGACAGAUGACGACUCCAUUGUCGGCUUUCCUGAGAACUUUUUCUUCUCUGCCCCCUUCGAAUGGUCACCACAGCCACAGCCUUACCGGUCCUUGAAGGAGGCACAAUUAACAGAAGGGGGAGAAUCAGGUAUUGGAGUUGAGUCCCAGACUGCGCCGCCCAGUCCUUUAACUGAGAAGUUCACAGAUAUCAACCUGCUUGGAGACAUCUUCAGCUGCCAGGAUGAGCCUGAGAGCCAGUCCCUGGCCAAGAGCUUGGAGGACCUGAGGACAUUCAAAGAAGCUGAGAAGCUGGAAGCAAAGUUCAACUACCAGCGCAUGGACCUUAAAGGCAAUGAACGGACCCGCACACUCCCUGGACUCAAACACAGCAACCCCUACAACAAGCUGUGGAGCUUGGGGCAGGAUGACAUGGCCGUACCUGGGAUGACCUCUUCUCAUCUGGACAGACCUCUCUCAGUGCCCCCCUUGGAUCUCCAGGAGCCCGCCAGCCACGAGAGCCUCGGCCUCGUGUACCCUGAGCAGAUGGACCCCUCUACCACCCCCAACCAGGGGUCCAUCACCAUCCCCCGGCCCCAAGGGAGGAAGACACCCGAGCCAGGUAAGGUCCUGGCACCUCCUGUCCCCCAGCCUCGGUCUAAACCAUCUGGGGAGGGGGAGGGGGGGACCACCGUGGGGGCUCAGGAGUUCCGCCAAGCCCUGGGGAUGUCUUCAGGGGGUGAUCUCCUGAAGCCAACCAAGGUCAAUGACGAGGAUCUGGACCUCCUUAGUCUGCUGGACCCUCUCAACAGCACAGCAUGGACACCCUCUGUUGCUGCUGCUGCUGCUGAAAGGGGAGGAGACCCUGGUGCUCUUCCCAAUCCCUCGUCAAAUCUUGUCCAGUCACCGCAGCCCUUCCCCCAUCCACCUUUCCCUCCCCAAUCGCAAAUGUCCCUCAACCCCUUUUCCCAGUCGCUCCACUACCCCCCAACGCACAGACACUACACCUCCUCGAUGGGCAGGAACCCCUUCUGUAGCCCCUACGGACCUCCAGGGGGUGCCUACUUUCAGAGGUCCCCCCACCCCAACCCACUGUCAACACUUCAAGGGCUUUACAGGCAGCCCUCCCCUGCAGGGACCUCCACCCUCCCCCCUAGACUUCAGCCUGCUUUCCCCCAGUCCGCCAGCCCUUUGCCCCCCUCAUCCGUCAGCAGCAACACCCUCUCCAGCCUCUUGGACUUACCCUCAGCCCCCACCCCAGCCCCUAGGGUACUGCCAAAGCCCCCCAAUGCUGAGGUGGACUCCCGCGAAACUCCGGAUCCCUUUGGGGACCUGCUGAUUCUUGCCAAGCCAGUCACGCCAUCCACAAAGAAGCCAGAGGACCUACGGAGGAGGUGGGAGACUUUUGAUUAACCCCUCCCUCUGCCCUGACUUUCCACCCAGGGGGGCAGUGCUUUCCUCCCCUACUCCAGCUCCUGCUGCUGAGCAAUGAGGAUCAAGAGUCUGUGAGACUGAAGUCAGGUGACUGAUGGAGAAGCUGGUCUCUGAGGUGUCCCUGUCCCAAUCACUUGGACAUGUCCUUCUCUCUGUAUGAUCCGUGUUUGAGUUCAGGCCGCUCUCUGUCUGUCUCUAUCCAUUUAACUAUUUUUUCACUCUCUUCUUCGAGCUUGUGCCAUCUCUAUCGUCCUCCAGCUUAUAAAUUGGACCCCAUACGCUCUCCGUCAGUAUACGCCUAUGCUAACAGUACUAGCACACAUGCUAGCGCAGCUGCUGCCCCGUUGUGUCAGUUGUAUGUGUCGUUAAUGCCUUCAUGUAGCUGUUCGCUUAGCACUCUAGUUGAAAUAUUGGUGGCCUAAAAAAUGCCCUCUUCCUUUCACUGGAGGACAAGUGGUCAAAUGUCCUGCAACAGAAAUCUAAAGCAGUGUCUUUUACUGUGAUGCUAACGCUAAGUAGAGAAUCUAGCUAGCUAUCAGGCAAUUUGAAUGGAUAGCAUAAUUGUCCUUUAAAUCAUCAUGCUGAGCAGUACCUCUUCUGAGUUGAAAAAACACACCUAAUUAAAAUGUGUAUUCCCCUCAUUCUCAAUGAUGAAACUGGGUGUGGAGUGUAGACCUAGGUUGGAACCAUUUUACAGGAUUCUGACUGCAAAGGUUUGCGGGAACAUUUUAUUUAGGCUUGUAAAAGGAUAUGUGAAAAUGUGUUUGUCCAACAGGGGGAACCCAUGAUUGUAUAUUCCCAUGUGGUAGAACCACCCAAUUUAACAGCAAUCAUGUAAAGUUAUGUUUAAACUCAACCCAUGUAUUCCCUCCUUGUCUUUGUCAGUUGUUUUGCCUUAUUUAAGUGUGUUUUAUUUCUGUGUCAGAGGACAGCCACGUUCUCCUGAGUUACUGACUGCUUGCUCAAUGGGCUGCUACUGAGUGUUCAAAAAAUGUAAAAACAAAAAGAUGUAUACAGUACUGAGAAUUGGGUGCUACUAUUGGCGCACUCACAGUCAUGGCUAGUGGGCUUCUCUCUGAACCCGACAUGACGCAACCAUACUGAACAUUUCUGUGAUGUAAGUGAAACUUUUUUCCCCAGGGCUGCUAUUAAUCCCACCUCACACGGGAUAGGGACUAAGGUUUAGCUGAACUCCAACAUGCUAAUGCUAAAUGUUGAAAAGGUAAUGAAAGAUGACACAAAAAUCUAAAAGGUUGUUUUCAGAGAACACAAUUGUGACCUGUUUCGGGUGUUAAGAUAUGUCUUAACCAGCGAUACCUAGUUAUGUGCAUGCCAUUAGACCUUCUGAAAACAUUGCUGUCAAGGUCAUUUGGGUGUUCUUAAAUGUCAGAUACCUAAGAUAAAUGCAAUAGGGAAGACUUUUAAACAUGUGUCUUGAGCAACAGUAACAUAAUGAGAUCAAGAAAGAGCAUAUUUUCAAGCUCACUAUUAUCAUCAUGAAGAAGCAUUACUAGCUGAAGAACUUACACUUAAAGUACUUCCCAGCACACAAAACAUGAUUGUGUGCACUAAAGGAAGCUUUAUAAGUAUUAUAAUCUAAAUGUUUUGGCCCUAAUCCCAAAGUUGUAUGAGUGUGUAUCCAUUUUAAUGAUAAAAAUGUGUCAUAAAAAUACAACUAAACAGCAUAAAAUUGUUAUUAGAUAAGUACACAAUCAUAUUUAUCCCAAUGAUACCUACUGUUAGUAAUUCAUUUGUCUUUUAUAAAAAAAAAGUUGUGGUAUUUACCUUGCUACACCUAACUGCUGCAAUGCAACAUUUUUUGUUGGGCCACGUUCACCAUUGAAGACUCAUUUUGAUUAAUUGAGAGAAAAGCGUUUUUAGAAACUCAUUCACACUUACA
Molecule: messenger RNA, 5163 nt
Organism: Hypomesus transpacificus
Lineage: Eukaryota; Metazoa; Chordata; Actinopteri; Osmeriformes; Osmeridae
Gene: dennd1a
Product: DENN/MADD domain containing 1A
Exons: 24
Coding region: 123-3242 (1039 amino acids)
Biological process (GO): endocytic recycling; endocytosis
Cellular component (GO): clathrin-coated vesicle; cytosol
Molecular function (GO): phosphatidylinositol phosphate binding; guanyl-nucleotide exchange factor activity
Source: RefSeq, a predicted model, not a curated record